AUAUGGAAGGGCGGAAACAACCUGGAUCUUUCUGGCGUAAAAGGAAACAAGAAAAGCAAGAAAGACAAAAUAAAAUUUUGAAAGGUAUACCCAAAAUGACAGCAUUUUUUACACCUGAUGGAAAUCAAGAAGACGACCCUACAAAUAUUUCCCAACCCGGUAGUAGUUCUAGUGCUACUAGUGAUAAAUAUAUUCAUAUUCAACCACAUGAACUUAUUUUGGAGACUUCAGAAUUAGUGCCAGAGCCAGAGCACUUAGUAUCACAUGUUUCAAAAGUAUUAGAAUAUGAAGAAGCAACCACCAGUAACUCGGAUCCAAAACAGGAUUUACUUAAUUUUAAAGAUCCGGCACUUUGGCAAGAUUCCCAUAAUUAUGCAGAAAUGAUUCUAGAAAAAUGGGUCUAACAGAAUCUUACAGAUAUGGACUUUUCAAUGUCAAAAAGAAAUUUCGGGGAACAACACAUGUAUGCCGGUAAGCAAAUAUUUGAUAAAAGACUUGUUAAUGGAGAAGUGGUUCGCCGCGAUUGGGCAAUUUACUCCGAAAGCACUGGCAAUAUAUUUUGUCUUUAUUGUGUAUUAUUUGGAAAUAAAAAGAACCAAUUUAAAACAGGAUUUUCAUUAUGGAAUAAAAGUAAGGAAAGAUUAGACGAACAUGAAAGAUCCAAUGAUCAUAUAGAUAAUCUGAAAAUGUAUAUGACUCGCUUAUUAAAGCAAGGAAGAGUUGAUGUAGAACUCGAAAAGGAAAUUAGCACUGCGAAAGAAUAUUGGGUGAAAGUACUAGAAAGAAUCAUAAGUGUAAUAAAGUUUCUGGCUACCAGGGAAUUGGCAUUUAGAGGUACUCAUGAAAGAAUUGGCGAAAAACGGAAUGGAAACUACUUAGGUUUACUGGAACUAUUGUCAGAAUAUGAUCCAUUUUUGAAAGAUCAUAUUAAUAAACGAGCAAAUUUAGGUAAGGGCAAAACGUCAUAUCUAUCAAAAGAUAUAUGUAACGAAUUACUGAAUAUCUUAUCCAAUCGAGUCAUUGAUGAAAUUGUUAGACAAAUUAAGGCAAACAAAUACUAUUCUAUAAGUGUAGAUUCAACACCUGGCAUAACACACCAUGACCAACUUACAGUGAUUUUGAGAUAUUGUGACAAUAAAGGGAAUCCCGUGGAAAGAUUCGUGGGAUUUUAUAAAAACACUGGGCAUAGCUCACAACAACUUGAGGAAACAGUUAUUGGGAUGUUAGAGUCUUUGAAAUUAGAUAUUAAGAACUGUAGAGGCCAGUCUUACGACAAUGCCAGUAAUAUGAGUGGAAAGUAUUCUGGUUUGAAAGCACGUAUUAAAGCUUACAAUGAUUUAGCUCUCUUUGUGCCGUGUGCAGCUCACUCUUUAAAUUUGGUUGUCCAAAAUGCAGCAGAUUGUUGUUUGGAAGCAACAUCUUUUUUUAUGUUGGUACAAGCUAUCUACAAUUUUUUCUCCGUGUCUACACAUAGGUGGGAGUUAUUGUCUCGUGCAAUAAAGGAUUCGGCUGAGUCGGGGCAGACACUGUUACCUAAGAGAGUGAAUACAACCCGUUGGUCUUCUCGUUUUGAUGCCGUAAAAGCGUUAAAAAGCAAUUACGGUUUGAUUAAAACAUGUUUGAUUGGAAUAUCAACGGAUAUACAUGAGAAAAACAUAGUAAGAGUUGAAGCAGCUUCUCUAUCGGAAAAACUUGAUUUGUUGGAAAACGGAAUAAUUUUAUCAUUGUGGCUUGACGUUUUACAAAGGGCUAAUGAAGUGAAUAAAUCAGUACAAAAGGAAAAUAUGGAUUUCAGCACAACCGCUCAUCUGUUAUCAUCUUUAGCAGAUUACUUUGAUUUCUUACGUGAUCGUUUUGAUCACUACGAGGCCUUAGGAAUGUUGUUAACAGGGAACGAAAAUUAUGCUGAGAAGAGGAUUAUCAAAAAAAAAAUGCAAUUAGGAGAAAUGAAUUCGGAGGCAAGCUUAAGCCAAAAAGAAAAAAUGCGAACACAAUGUUAUGUUUGUAUAAUAGACAAUCUUAAGUCGGAGAUUAUUCGCCGAUCUGAUAGUUAUAAAUCUUGUUCAAGAGCAUUUAAUAUUUUGUUUAAACUAAAAGCUACGGAAGAUGAAGAUAUUUUCAGAUCGGCAACCGAAUUACAACAAAACUACAAGGAGGAUUUGGACGAGUAUUUUCCCCAAGAAUGUGUUCAUUUAAAUCAUUUGUUAACGUCUCUUCCCCAAUUAAAAAUAGACACUCCUUUAGAAUUUGUACAGGCUUUAUACGAAAAUAAAUUAAUAUCUUCAUUUAGAAAAGUUAAUAUUUGCCUGCGUAUUUUUUUCUCCAUAAUGGUCGCAAAUGCAAGUGGCGAACGCUCUCUUUCGACACUAAAAAGGGUAAAGACCUACUUAAGAAAUGCAAUUUCCCAAGAAAAUUUGAACUCCUUAGCAGUCUUAUCCAUUAACGAGGACCUGCUCAAUGAAUUAAAUAUAAGUGAUAUCAUCGAAAACUUCGCUUCAGUAAAAUCAAGAAAACAAGCUUUUCAAUAGUAAAGGU
Diabrotica virgifera virgifera (western corn rootworm) is the source of this 2535-nucleotide messenger RNA. Its product is annotated as zinc finger MYM-type protein 1-like. The transcript has 2 exons. Gene Ontology annotation, molecular function: protein dimerization activity. The record is from RefSeq and is a predicted model, not a curated record. NCBI's taxonomy places the organism in Eukaryota, Metazoa, Arthropoda, Insecta, Coleoptera, Chrysomelidae. The coding region runs from base 420 to 2528 and encodes 702 amino acids.